AUGGAGGAACCUACCAGCGAUGCUCCAAUGCAAAUCGAACAUCCACCGCCUCCUCGAAAAGAGACUCUAGGCAUAGCACCUGCAUUACCACAACAUCUUAGGCACAAACCACCGAGUUUGAGAACCUCGAGUAGUGGAAAUGAACCAGACGUGAUGUUUGUACAGGUCUCUAUCGACGAAGAUGAAGAUCAGAUAACACCUAUCGAGCCACAACCAAAUUCGCCGGCCUCCCCGGUUAGGUCUCGCAUACAACCGCAAGGAUCUGUUACCUCGUUGACCACUAUGGACGAAACUGCCUCUAUAUACACGACAAAUGGCAGUGAAGACAAUGAAGACUCGUCAUUCUUAUUAGCUAGGUUGGAGAAAGAUCGGGCGAGAACUCAGCCUGCAACUGGUGAAUUGUCACCACAGCACGCAAGACCAACUUCAAGUUUGCAGGCACUGUCUAACUCGCUGUUUUCGAGCUUUCAAGCUGUUAGAGAUACUGUUGUUGGUGAUGGAAAGGAGUCUCUUGAUUGGGAUUUUUGGGGAAAACUAAUGUCCAAUUUUGAAGCAGUAGCACGUAAACAUCCACGAGUCCUAACUCGAAAACUUCAUGCCGGUAUACCGCCUGCCAUACGAGGCAUGGUGUGGCAACUCAUGUGUAAAGGCAAAUCACAGGAACUCGAAACUACAUAUUCAAACCUAUUAUCGAGAACAUCACCAUUCGAAAAGCAGAUACAGAGAGACUUGCCAAGAACGUUUCCUGAGCAAGAAUACUUUCGAAAUGGAGGAACGGGACAAGAGAGUCUGUUUCACGUAAUUAAGGCUUAUAGUUUGUUUGAUCCAGAGGUCGGAUAUUGUCAAGGGAUGUCUUUUAUCAUAGGGCCUUUACUGCUGAAUAUGCCAGAAGAGGAGGCUUUCUGUGUCUUGGUCAGAUUAAUGAAGAAUUACGAGUUUCGUGGACUCUAUACACCCAAGAUGGAAGGAUUAUCACUACGGCUCUUCCAGUUUGAAAAGUUACUUGAAGAGCAGUUACCUGCUGUGAACAGGCAUUUAUAUGUGGAAGGGAUCAAAUCCACCAUGUAUGCUUCUCAAUGGUUCAUGACAUGUUUCGCCUACCGAUUCCCUCUAGAAAUAGUAUUUCGAAUCCUCGACAUCAUAUUUGCCGAAGGUCAAGAAGCCAUGUUCCGAUUCGCCAUAGCCUUACUAAAACGAAACCAAGACACACUACUCGCCAUGCAGUUUGAUCAUUUACUAGAAUAUUUGAAAGAGGACUUGUUUGAUGCUUAUGCUGAUAAUGUGGACAAGCUGAUUGCCGAUGCUACUGCUGUAAAAAUAACAAAAGCUAGACUAGAUAAGCUGGCCAAGGAUCACGAAGAAGAUGUCUGGAGGAAUAGUCCAGAGAGUAUGGAGAGAGAGGCACUGAGAAUGGAGAAUAGGAGGCUGGUUGCUGAAGCUAGGAAGCAAGAGUCUAUGCUAGAACAGUUGAAUCGGGAGCAUGUGCGAUUGGCAACUCAAUUGGUCGAGGCUCAAGUAGCAGCUGUAUCAGACAAGGAAGUUAUCGAAGAGCUACAAGAGAAACUGGCUGGUCUACGAGCCUUUGUCUCUGAUGAUCGUAAUUCCGCUGAAGAGAAGGUCCGAGAGGAGAUGGAAUCAGUCAUGCGGAAGAAUUCAGCGUUAAUCCAGGACGUUGCCCGCAUUCUCGACCAGAAACAUGCUCUUGAAGAUCAGUUGGCCGAUAUGAAGCACAGAUUUGCUCAGUCCGAAAACGAAAAGGAGGUACUGCAGAAAAGAUGGGAAGAUUUGAAAAAGUCGCUUACCGCAAGCUGA
Synchytrium microbalum is the source of this 1812-nucleotide messenger RNA. RefSeq lists its product as uncharacterized. The coding region runs from base 1 to 1812 and encodes 603 amino acids. The transcript has 7 exons. NCBI's taxonomy places the organism in Eukaryota, Fungi, Chytridiomycota, Chytridiomycetes, Synchytriales, Synchytriaceae. The record is from RefSeq and is a predicted model, not a curated record.